ACUUAGCCUGCGACCAUACGAUGUACAAAGCAUUUCGAGUUCGAGAACACAAAACGCCGUCGUUUCCUAUUUUCUUAAAUUAUAAAAAAAAAGAAAAAAAAAAAAAAGAACAAACAAGGGGGAAAAAUCAUGGCGAACAUUGCUGUAUGAAUAUCGUGCGGGGCGUUUGUUUAGGGACAGAGAGUGAGAGGUGAAGAGCGAGAAAUGAGUACCUCAGAGUCCGUACGAAGCAGUUUGGACAUUUCUGAUUUCGAUCACAUUCCUUAUUACUGUGAGGAGAACGUAUACUUCCUUUGCAAGAAAUUAUGCACCAGUGGAGUGGCAGACGCUGGGGGAUCUGAUCUUUUUGUCGUUUUCAUUUCUAAUGAGAAUAAACAGAUUCCAUUGUGGCAUCAGAAGGCCAGCAAAAGAGCAGACGGGAUAGUUCUCUGGGAUUAUCAUGUUGUUUGCAUUCAGAAAAGAAGAGAAGGUGACACUCCUCACUUAGUGUGGGAUUUAGAUUCAAGCCUUCCAUUUCCUUCUCCUUUAACCUCCUAUGUGUCAGAAACUAUCCGGCCAUCAUUUCAGCUCUUCUCUGAGUACCAGAGGUUUUUCCGGAUUGUGCAUGGUCCAAUAUUUCUUCGUUGCUUUGCAUCGGAUAGAAGACACAUGAAAGAUUCUGUUGGGAACUGGAUUGCUGAACCUCCUGUAUAUGAACCCAUAGUCGCUGAAGGGGUUGGUCAAGUGAGGAGAAGGCUCGUCUCAUGACUGAUUUCCUCUGAUCCUUGCUGGAUUGCGGAUUGUUAGGGCUCCCGGUCAGCCAUUAUGUCGGAGGACAUUAAUUCUCUGGGCGAGUAUCACGGGCGGCUAUCAUGCUGGAUAUUCUCUAUUCGUUUUGUCAUUGAUCCGUGGUUAAUGACAGAUGGGUUUGAAUUACAUAUUGGCGCAUAGUGGUUGUUGGUUCUUCAGUCGAGGGUCAUGGGCCUCGGACCUUUGAUCCAUGGGCUCUCUCGGUCGUGGGCUUGGCCCACUCUUUAAGGGGGAUUAUUCGGCCCUGCAAUUUUCAUAGAAAUGGACAUGGUGUGGUGUUCUCUCCUGUAAUCUAUUAGAGGAAUUUGGAGAGCAUUGUGUUGUGUAAAUGGUCACCAUUUUGAUAGACUGUUUUUUUGACAAGCAACCACGUCAAUGAAUAUCGUUUCCUUUCUGUUUCUCAGUUAAUACUUCUGAAUUUUAGCUAUUUAAGUAGCUUUCGGGGUAAAAUUGGAUUCCCAAAAGUAUUGCAUUUUGAUGUGAUAACAUGGCUCUAAGACAUUAUGACAAGGCUUUACUUUUCUGUCGCCUGUAUCUGCUUGUGCAGAUGGUGCCAUGCACAACUUGAAUGAGUACAUUGA
Messenger RNA from Carya illinoinensis, 1370 nucleotides. RefSeq names its product protein N-terminal glutamine amidohydrolase. Gene Ontology annotation, cellular component: nucleus; cytosol. The transcript has 6 exons. Lineage: Eukaryota; Viridiplantae; Streptophyta; Magnoliopsida; Fagales; Juglandaceae. The record is from RefSeq and is a predicted model, not a curated record. The coding region runs from base 205 to 747 and encodes 180 amino acids. Gene Ontology annotation, molecular function: protein-N-terminal asparagine amidohydrolase activity; protein-N-terminal glutamine amidohydrolase activity.